Messenger RNA from Aphanomyces invadans, 1931 nucleotides. RefSeq lists its product as hypothetical. Lineage: Eukaryota; Oomycota; Saprolegniomycetes; Saprolegniales; Verrucalvaceae. The transcript is spliced from 7 exons. The record is from RefSeq and is a predicted model, not a curated record. Bases 43 to 1332 code for a protein of 429 amino acids. Gene Ontology annotation, cellular component: cytosol.
GCGACGUGUCGUCGCAGUUACACAAUAAGGAAGAGCAGCCGAAUGGAGGCGCCGUCGGACGGCGGCGACUUGGCACUCCUGGCAGACAUGGCCAAGAUGGAGUUGAGGGACUGGUCAAAGCAAACCCGCGCGGGUGCAUCGGAUCAGUUGAAGGCGUUGCGGCAAGGGAUGGGGGCUGCCAGUAGGGCACGCGCGAAGGCUCGCGCGGACCGGGAGCGCCGGACGAAGAAGCGCGAAGGAAUGUACAACCCGCACGUGAUCCAGGCCAAAGCCGCCGCCCAAUUGCAAAAGGAAGAGCUCACAAAGCUCAUGAAGGACGUGAACGCGCUGUUGCGGAAAGAGCGCAAGAAUCUUCCCCAAUGGAUUCGAAAAUACAAAGACGAAGACCCACGAUGUGUGUACUACCACAGCAUGCUGCGUCGAGUUGGACUACCGGAGCGUCACGCUCGUUUUGCGCCGUGGUUCCUCAAGUCGAACCAGCUCGUGCUCAACAAAUACGGGCAAAAGCUGUUUGAUCGAUUUGAAGCGGCAUAUCUAGCGCAAGUCGUGCGUCUCAGCGACACCGAGGCGGCUAUUCAGAAUCUUGAGGCGUUUGCAAAGCGCGUCGAGUCCCUCCAACUGGGCCCUCGAGAACAGAACCAGUCAUUGCUCCAGCGAGCGUUCCGCACUGCUUCCUUUCCACCCCCGAGGCUCCGCUUCACGGACCGAUCGAGUUCGAUCCACCCGUUGAUUCGCAACGACGGCAGCAUCGACGAUGAUACACCGUUGGCAGACAUCGCAGACAAACACGACUUGGACGACCCAACCGCAAAAGCUAUUCCAAUUGCCCCCGUCAAAGUCGCAGCAGCGCCGCCUGGGUUGGCCCCCGCCGUGCCUGGCAAAGUCGAGAGCCACGGAAAGCACUUGUACCAUGCAUACAACGGACGGUGGAAGGAUGGCCACAUGCGAGGACCAGUGGGGGUCUACGAGUUCGCGGAUGGCGGCAAAUACACUGGCGCGUGGAAGGACAGCGUGCAGUGCGGCAUGGGCACCGCUGUGCGUACUGGAGUGAAUCUUGGACCCUUUCGAUUCACGCAUUGUAGGAGUACCCGAACGGAACGAAAUACGUCGGGCAAUGGAAAGAUGGCAAGUACCAUGGCCAAGGCACGUGGUCGACUACAAGUGGGGUUGAAUUCGUUGGAGAGUGGAAAAACGGGAUGCGUGAAGGCAAGGGUCGGCUCCAGCUGCCGUCGGGGGCGGUCUACGACGGCGAGUUUUACAAAAACCAGCGGCAUGGCCUUGGCGUUGAAUCGAGCCCGUUGGGUUACAAGUACAAGGGAACCUUUCGCAUGAAUCGAAUAUAUGGCCAAGGGCAAAUCGAAAUCGAAAUGGACAACGGCAAGGUGCACGUGUACGCCAAGGACCAGUGGCAGCCGUGCCUGUUGGGAGAGGCUGCCAUGGAGGCCAAGAUGCACUGGCUUGGGAUCGACGACAACGAAGAAGUGUUUAUGCGGCGGCUCAUGCGCGUGCGGGACGAUUUCCGCGCCGACGAUCUGCAAGAAAAAUUCCAUGUCAAGGAGGCGCAACGUAUCGUGGAUGCAGAGCGUGCGAGAAAGCAAGCGCUACGGGAAGCCAACAAAGACAAACGAGAGGCCCUGGCGAGGGCCAAAGAAGCCUUCAAGAAUCGAAUUUUGCAAGACAACGACAGCGACGACGUUGACGAGAGCAUGCCGAAACCACGUUUUCUCCGUGGGGACGACGACGGUGAUGACGACGACGAGAGCGAUGACGAGAGCGACGAUGAUAGCCAACAUGACGACGUUCCCGCACAGUCAAAUCAAUAGCUGUACACUCUCCGCCUUCUUUAGAAACGCCGUCGAGCCCAUCAGUGUCCCUGAGGCGAUCGAUACCUCGAUGAUACCCGGAAUGAAACGAGUAUUCCAUCCUGCCUG